Pristis pectinata (smalltooth sawfish) is the source of this 2560-nucleotide messenger RNA. RefSeq names its product GDNF family receptor alpha 2b (gene gfra2b). The transcript is spliced from 9 exons. Gene Ontology annotation, molecular function: signaling receptor activity. Gene Ontology annotation, biological process: nervous system development. The coding region runs from base 88 to 1500 and encodes 470 amino acids. The record is from RefSeq and is a predicted model, not a curated record. Gene Ontology annotation, cellular component: external side of plasma membrane; signaling receptor complex. Lineage: Eukaryota; Metazoa; Chordata; Chondrichthyes; Rhinopristiformes; Pristidae.
AGAGCCGCCAGUCACCCAGAGUGGAGCCGGGCAGCGAGCUGCGCACACACCCCUGCACUCGGACCCGCACCCUGGGGAGAAUUUACCAUGAUCUGUGCAAACCUCUUCUUCAUUCUGAUUUUCAUAGAUGAGGUGCUGCAUUCUGUCGGGGAUCCUGUCCUGCCAGGAGGUUGGAGAGCGGACUGCGUGAAGGCCAAUGAGCAGUGCGCGGCCGAACCAAGCUGCAGCAGCCGCUAUCGGACCCUGCGCCAGUGCCUGGCGGGCAAGGCCCCCAUGCUGUUCGGUCCUGAGGCCAAGAACGAGUGCAUCGCCGCCAUGGUGGCCCUGCAGCGAAGCACACUGUUCGACUGCCGCUGCAAGCGAGCGAUGAAGAAGGAGAAGCAGUGCCUGGCCAUCUACUGGAGCAUUCACCAGAGCUUACUGCAGGGUGAUGACUUGUAUGAAAGCUCCCCUUAUGAGCCAGUCAGCUCGCGCCUCUCUGACAUAUUCCGACUCGCUGCAAUCAGUUCAGGAAUGGAAGCCGCUGGAGCACGAGGAAACCAGUGCUUGGACGCCGCCAAGGCCUGCAAUCUGAAUGACACCUGCAAGAGGUACCGCUCGAUAUACAUCUCCACCUGUAUGAAGCGCACCUCGCCCACUGACUCCUGCAGCCGCCGAAGGUGCCACAAGUCCCUGAGACAGUUCUUCGACCGGGUGCCUGCGGAGUACAGCUACCGGCUGCUCUUCUGCUCCUGCAAUGACCCCGCCUGUGCGGAGAGGCGCCGGCAGACCAUCGUGCCCACCUGCUCGUACGAAAGCAAGGAGAAGCCCAACUGCCUGGCACUCCAUCAGACCUGCAAGACUGACCACGUGUGCAGGUCACGAUUGGCAGACUUCCUCUCCAACUGCCAACCCUCCACACAAGCUGUGAGCGGUUGUUUCAGAGAGAACUAUGCUGCUUGCUUACUCUCCUACUCAGGACUGAUAGGAAGUGACAUGACCCCAAAUUACGUGGACACAACAGACAUUGUAGUGGCUCCCUGGUGUACAUGUAGCGGCAGCGGGAACCAGAAGGAAGAAUGUGACAAGUUUCUGAACUAUUUUAAAGAGAACGUCUGCCUCAGAAAUGCAAUGCAAGCUUUCGGCAAUGGGACAGACGUGAACAUGUGGAAGAGCACCCUCCCUACCUUGGCCACGUCUCUCAUGAAGACUGAGAAGACAGUUCAGAGCGCCCAACCAUCUGACCACAUAAAGGAGAUCACAACGGCGGAUGAUGCAAACAUUCUCACUGUGUGUGCUGACCUGCAGGAUAAUGGACCAAAGUUCAAUACAUCCAAAGAGCAGAGUAGCUGUCUCCCAGAGACACAAGUCCCUGCCCUGAACCAGGACAAGAUUAAAGACAUGGAUAAAGUAACAAGCUACACAAAUCCAAGGAAUAGAAACUCCUUUGGUACACGUGUCCAAGCCAGUGUGGCAUGGAUAGUCAUCUCCUGUUUUACCAUAACAAUCCUGACAUCAUAGGAGCCUCAAGGAGCCUAGAAGAAUUCAGGUUUCCACAUCCAUCCUACUUAAUUGAAAAAUGAUACCCCUGUGGAGAUAAUGCAGACAAAUUCACUGAGUUUUAAAGAAGAGAGAGAGAGAAGGAAAGUUGUGAUUGCUUUGGUAAAAGUGUGUUGACAAAGAGUUGGUCCCCAAAGCAUAGGCUUAUCAUGGACACAAUGCUAUAAACAGAUUGGGACCUUGUUUCUUAAGAGAAAGGGAAAGAACUGCUGCCUCUUCAAGCCUAGCUGGUUGCCACAGUUCCAGUUGAUUGGGACUGGAGAAUUAGCUGUAACCCCAUAGGGCUCCAGCAAAGCCUUGCAAUUUGGAGCAGCGUUUACACGUCACCAAUGGCCCAGGUGAAAGAAAAGUAUUCCAAUUCAGCGACACCGCUGCAGUGAUUUAUGGUUGUGUAAAACCACAGUUCUGUUUGACCGUGUGUACGUUCCCCCAUUGCCCCCAGUCCCCAAACCACCCUGUGAGGAGAGAUCCUGCUGUGUUUGAACUCUCACUGUUUUCUACACUCAAUAUCAUUUAUACCUAGAAGAACGUACAAGUUCUGUUCAUGUGAAAAAUGUUUCUCCCUUUGCUUUUCAACUUUCUAGAACAGUGUUUCAUGCAGUUGUAGAUGUAUAUCCCAGCUUGCAUAGUUUUGCAAGCUUCCUGUUUAAUUAUACCGUCAAUGUACAGUGCAUUAUUUCAAUAACAUAAACAGGAAUAUAUCUAUACCAAGAAAACUACUUGGAUAUUAUGUUUUAUUUUUGUUUGUUAAAGUGGAAUAUAAGGAAGACAAUAUAUAUGUGAAAUGGUUGAAAGGGAAGUGUUCUGCUGAAUAGUUAAUAUCUUUAGGCAGCAUCUGAGAAAUUAUUUCAGGGUAGGUAACAUGAAGCCAAGCAUGAACUCAACUGAACACACUCCAGUGAAGCUGAAUUCUGUACAUGUGCCCUGAGAUGCAGAGGGAAAAAUCUGGGUGAAAGACCAAGAACUGUAUUCAAUCCAGCAGCAGCAGACAAUCACCUUAAUUAUCUCUUGCAAGUGCAGG